Messenger RNA from Geodia barretti, 2888 nucleotides. NCBI's taxonomy places the organism in Eukaryota, Metazoa, Porifera, Demospongiae, Tetractinellida, Geodiidae. The record is from the annotation of a GenBank genome assembly.
AUGCCCACUAAGAUCCUCUAUGAUCCUCUAUAUAGACCAAUGAAGUACAGCAGGUGAAUCAGUUCCACAUAUUGAACUGGGCCCCAGACGGUAGCUGCUCCAGUGUCAAGACCAUCACUGAUGUCAUCGAUGACGUCGUUAAAGUUCAGAUCCGAACUGGGCAACAAACCUAUUUUGAUACAUUGCAGUGAUACAGUGAGCAGGUCGGGGAUGUUCUGUGCCAUAGCCACCACCAUUGAGAGGUGUAAGACAGAGGGAGUGGUGGAUGUGUUCCAGGUGGUCAAGGCUCUCCGUGUACAGAAACCUGGAGCUGUACGCACUGUGGGACAGUAUGAAACUGUUUUUGACGCAGUUCUUGUGUUUUUGGACUCUUUUGAAACAUACUCGAAUUUUGGUCAAUAAUCAUGUUUGUUGAUUAUGAUUACGUCAUUUCCGCGCUGCAUGCUGCACAGUGUGACCCUAGCUCGAUGAUUAUGUAUGGCGGUUGUCUAGACCACUAAAAGACAGGUAGCUAGAGGCUAAGCAGUGAUCGAGUGUUCGUGCUCGGCGGAUAGUGCAGUAACGGAGGAGGUGUCCAGUGCAGAGGACCAAGAGUUGGACUGGACAGCGGCAGCAGCGGAGGUUGCUGAUGAUGGUGCAGAUCAAGGUAACGGUGCCAGUGUUACUGACUCUUCUCCUCUGGUCUCUGGUGGAGGUCCACUCUCAGAGCUUUCCCAGUCUCUCCUUCAUGAGUCAGACUCUGGCCAACCAUUCCUAUGUGGACCUCAGUGAAGUGGGGACUACUCCUCAGAGUGGUGCUGGGAGUGGUGUUGGUGACAGUGUUCAGUGACAGUGUUCAGUGUCAUUCUGACCUGACCACAUGUUGUACUAAUACUAAUGGUCCUCAUCGUGGAGACUGGUAUUUCCCUGAUGGAACUCUAAGCCGCUGGCCUCACACGAGGUGGCCAAGAGGCAACACAACAGAGUCAAGAAUCGCUUUGCAAACAUCUUCCCCUACGAUGAGUCUCGUGUCAAGUUGGGAGAGAUUCCUGGAGAGGAAGGCUCUGACUACAUCAAUGCCUGUUGGAUGGACGGCUACAACCGGUCCAGUGUCUACAUUGCUGCUCAAGGUCCAAUGCCCAACACCAUAGCUGACUUCUGGAGGAUGAUCUGGGAGUACAAGAUCCAGCACAUUGUAAUACUCACCAAAUGUCUGGAGGCCGGGAGGAGACAAAAGUGUGGGAAAGCAUGUGUCUGGAACCAUUGUGGAUGCAUACCUCUUAACCCUCAACCACUGUUCUUAUUGCGCAAGUGUGAGCAGUACUGGGCAGACAACAUUGGAGACGUGUUUGAGACUCAGGACAAGAAGAUGGAGAUCACAACCACCAGCUCCAUGCCUUUCGCUGACUUUGAGAUCAGAACAUUCAAUGCCAAGAACACUACAGCACCUGACGAGAAGCCUCUGGCACUGACUCAGUACCACUUCACCUCCUGGCCCGAUCACGGAGUCCCCAAGUUUGCCACGUCUCUCAUCUCCUUCAUCCGCAGGGUCCAGAAGGCCCACAACAAGGAGGACGGAGUGCCUCUCCUGGUCCACUGCAGUGCAGGGGUGGGACGGACCGGGACCUUCAUGCUCCUGGACUCCAUGUUGGAGAGGAUCAAGGCUGAGAAGACGGUCAACGUGUAUGAGUUCCUGACGGGUCUGCGCAGGAGGAGGGUGCUGAUGGUUCAGACUCUGCCGCAGUAUGUGUUCAUCCACGAUGCACUCUGUGAGCUCAUCACAUGUGGAGAGACUGACAUUGCAGCUCCCGCUCUGAAGGUCAAGAUUCAGAGGCUCUCCAAGGUCAUUCCUGGCAAGGGGGUCACUGGGUUCCAGGAGCAAUUCCAGCUGCUGGAUCAGGUGAGCCGUAAGCCCGAGGAAGACGACUGCAGUGAAGCUCGUGAGCACUACAACCGCUCCAAGAACCGCUACGCCGACCGCCUACCUUACAACCUGUCUCGAGCUCGCCUGAGGCCAACUGGAGAAGAUGGAUCAGAAUACAUCAAUGCCAGCUUCCUUGAUGGCUACAAGAAGAGGAAUGCCUAUAUUGCCACUCAAGGUCCGCUCCUGAACACGGUGGGAGACUUCUGGAGACUCAUGUGGGAGUUCAAGAGUAAAGUGAUGGUGAUGCUGUGCAGUCUGAGUGAAGACGGCCACGAGGCCUGUCAUCCCUUCUGGCCUUACGACGAAGGUAGCACUGCCAAAUAUGGCAAGAUCACAGUCACACUCCAGACUGAGACGUCGUACGACAGCUUCAUUCAGAGGAAGAUGCUGAUCCAGGAUGACAAGGCAGUGCAGAUGGGUCCCGGUGAAGGAGUGGUGGUGACUCAGUUCCAGCUCCCGGACUGGCCAGAGCACGGGAGACCAGUCUCCACGGGAGCCGUGGUGGAGAUGUUGGACAUGAUCACCAAGGCCCAGAUGAACACUGGGAACAGAGCCAUCACCAUCCUCUGCAAUGACGGAGUGGGAAGGACGGGAACGUUCAUCUGUCUCCAUUCUCAGUUGGAGAGACUCAAGACCGAAGGUGUGGUCGACUUCUUCCAGGCUGUCAAGUCUGCCCGUAUCCAGAGAGCUGGCCUCGUCCCUGACGCUGAUCAGUAUGCCUACUGCCACGAGGUUUUGGCUGAUUUUGUCAACAGUUAUGACAACUAUGCCAAUUUCAAGGACGUUGUUUGAGACUAUAAUUAUACAGACAAUGAAGAAUGUGAAAUUGUACAGUAGACUAUUAGCUUGUAUCUUUUUUUCUGUUUUAUUUUUAAUUUUGUAUGCUACUACUGAAUUAACCUGACUUUUUGCAUGUAUUUUCACUCUUAUAACCUACUUUCCUUUAUGCUUGAAAUGUCACUUUAUUGUACUUUUGAAAACUCAC